This is a messenger RNA of Stylophora pistillata, 738 nucleotides long. Its product is annotated as protein Wnt-8b-like. Gene Ontology annotation, molecular function: cytokine activity; frizzled binding. Gene Ontology annotation, cellular component: extracellular region. Lineage: Eukaryota; Metazoa; Cnidaria; Anthozoa; Scleractinia; Pocilloporidae. Gene Ontology annotation, biological process: canonical Wnt signaling pathway; multicellular organism development; neuron differentiation. The record is from RefSeq and is a predicted model, not a curated record.
GCUAGACGUCCGAGGAAGCAGAGCUCUCGGGAACUGUGUCUGCAGCCGGACUGCAAGGCCAAUCAUAACUCAAAUUAUAUUGAUUCAAAUUAUUACUCGCUGAUAUUGUACGGGACUGAACUUCGUGAUGUCAGAAAUCAGGUUUUUAGUGAUUUUUCAAGCAAUCAUGGUCACCUUGACUUUCUUGAACAUGGUCACUAAAACAGAAAGUCGAAGAGCUGGUUCAGGAUCAACCGUCUCUAUUUCCAUAGAGGAUGUUUCCACAAAAUUGAAAAUCAAGAAAGCUGGAGUAAGAUGGGGUCUGAAAGAGUGCCAACGGCUUUUUAAAGACGAGCUCUGGGACUGCAGUUUUUAUAACAAAAGCGUGACUGGAGCAUUACCUGAUUUUGUUCAAAGAACUCUGCCCUAUGCCAACAAAGAAACAGCGUUUUUACAUGCGAUCACAACUGCUGGCAUCCUACGAGAAAUCGUUUCUCAAUGUGCUGCAAACAAAAUCACCGAAUGUAUCUGUGAAAAAAAAGCAGGGCGAACGUCUAGAUGUGGGAACAACCUGUCAUUUGCUAUGAAAGCAACGCGUAACCUCACAAGAAAUGGAAAAUAAGGGAACAACGAACGAAGAGAAAUUGAAAAAAAGAAUCAAGAAGUGGGAAUAGAGGUUUUCAAGACGAAUUAUGAACGAAAUUGUCGUGGUAGAGUGCUAAGAAAUUGUAACAAUUGGCAGGAAGUUGCAAACGAACU